CGCCACUUCCCAAACUUGGGCUCCCUGCGCCUAGCGGUCGGAGGAGUCGGCGUGGCCCCUUGGCUCGGGAAAGGGGUGCCGCGGGGACGGGCGCGGAGAGGGGCCACCGUGGAGAGCCCAGUCCCGGCCCGGCCACAGCGGACCCAGCGACCAAAGGCUCCUGCUGCUUCCAGCCCAGCGGCCCCGCCUGACAGCCCCAGGACCCUGGCCGGGGGAUACUCCUGCCACAGGACAGGGAUGGAGAGGCCGCUCGGCUCUGGCCUCUGCGGCUGUUUGGCUGUGCUCAUCCUGCUGCCAUCCCUGAGCCUGGCACAGUAUGACAGCUGGCCUUACCAGCUCCAGUACCCCGAGUACUUCCAGCAGCCGGCACCCGAGUACCACCGGCCUCAGGUGCCCUCAGACGUGGUCAAGAUCCAGCUGCGCCUGGCGGGCCAGAAGAGGAAGCACAACGAGGGCCGCGUGGAGGUCUACUAUAACGGCCAGUGGGGCACGGUGUGCGACGACGACUUCUCCAUCCACGCCGCCCACGUCGUCUGCCGGGAGCUGGGAUAUGUGGAGGCCAAGUCCUGGACUGCCAGCUCGUCCUACGGCAAGGGGGAAGGGCCCAUCUGGUUGGACAAUGUCUACUGCACGGGCAGCGAGGCCACCCUGGCAGCCUGCUCCUCCAACGGCUGGGGAGUCACCGACUGCAAACACACAGAGGAUGUUGGUGUGGUGUGCAGUGAGAAAAGGAUUCCUGGGUUCAAAUUUGACAACUCAUUGAUCAACCAGAUAGAGAACCUGAAUAUCCAGGUGGAGGACAUCCGGAUCCGCGCCGUCCUCUCAGCUUUCCGCCAUCGGACCCCGGUCACGGAGGGCUACGUGGAAGUGAAGGUGGGCAAGGCCUGGAAGCAGAUCUGCGACAAGCACUGGACGGCUAAGAAUGCCCACGUGGUCUGCGGCAUGUUCGGUUUCCCUGGCGAGAAGACUUACAACACCAAGGCCUACAAAAUGCUCGCCACACGGAGGAAGAAGCGUUACUGGCCAUACUCCAUGAACUGCACCGGCACAGAAGCCCACAUCUCCAGCUGCAAGCUGGGUCCCCAAGUGUCACGGGAGCCUGUGAAGAAUAUCACCUGUGAGAAUGGGCAGCCCGUAGUGGUCAGCUGUGUGCCUGGGCAGGUCUUCAGCCCUGAUGGACCCUCGAGAUUCCGGAAAGCCUACAAACCAGAGCAACCCCUGGUGCGGCUCAGAGGCGGUGCCCAGGUCGGGGAGGGCCGAGUGGAGGUGCUCAAGAACGGAGAGUGGGGGACAGUGUGCGACGACAACUGGGACCUGGUGUCGGCCAGCGUGGUCUGCAGAGAGCUGGGCUUCGGGACUGCCAAGGAGGCCGUCACUGGCUCCAGGCUGGGGCAAGGGAUCGGACCCAUCCACCUCAACGAGGUCCAGUGCACAGGGAACGAGAAGUCCAUCAUCGAGUGCAGACUCAACACCGAGUCACAGGGCUGCAACCAUGAAGAAGAUGCAGGGGUGCGGUGCAACAUCCCCACCAUGGGCUUCCAGAAGAAGGUGCGCCUGAACGGGGGCCGAAAUCCCUACGAGGGCCGGGUGGAGGUGCUGACAGAGAGGAACGGGUCCCUGGUGUGGGGGACGGUGUGUGGCCAGAACUGGGGCAUCGUGGAGGCCAUGGUGGUCUGCCGGCAGCUGGGCCUGGGGUUCGCCAGCAACGCCUUCCAGGAGACCUGGUAUUGGCAUGGAAAUGAUGGCAACAAAGUGGUCAUGAGUGGAGUGAAGUGCUCAGGAACGGAGCUGUCCCUGGCACACUGCCGCCACGAGGAGGACAUAUUCUGCCCCCAGGGUGCAGUGCAGUAUGGGGCCGGAGUCGCCUGCUCAGAAACCGCCCCCGACCUGGUGCUCAACGCGGAGCUGGUACAGCAGACCACCUACCUGGAGGAGCGGCCCAUGUCCAUGCUGCUGUGUGCCCAGGAGGAGAACUGCCUCUCAGCCUCAGCCGCACUGGUGCAAACCAACGAGGAGCUGGCCCGCCACUACCGCCGCCUGCUGCGAUUCUCCUCCCAGAUCCACAACAAUGGCCAGUCCGACUUCCGCCCCAAGAACGGCCGCCACGCAUGGAUCUGGCACGACUGUCACAGGCACUACCACAGCAUGGAAGUGUUCACCCACUACGACCUGCUGAGCCUCAAUGGCACCAAGGUGGCCGAGGGCCACAAGGCCAGCUUCUGCUUGGAGGACACAGAGUGCGAAGGAGACAUCCAGAAAAGUUACGAGUGUGCCAACUUUGGGGAGCAGGGCAUCACCAUGGGCUGCUGGGACAUAUACCGCCACGACAUUGACUGCCAGUGGAUCGACAUCACCGACGUGCCCCCUGGAGAAUACCUGUUCCAGGUUGUCAUUAACCCCAACUACGAGGUCCCAGAGUCAGAUUUCUCCAACAACAUCAUGAAGUGCAGGUGUCGCUAUGAUGGCCACCGCAUCUGGAUGUACAACUGCCACAUAGGUGGCUCCUUGAGUGAGGAGACAGAACAGAAGUUUGAGCAGUUCAGCGGACUCUUAAACAACCACCUCUCCACACAGUAAGGAAGCCUCGGGGUCACCUCCUGUCAUCGGGUCACACCGCAUCUUCCGGCGGGCCGACCAGACUCAGCUCAGGAGGAAGGUGCAUCCUCGUUCACCAGGUGCUGCUGCAGCCCAGCCUCCUCGGCCUGGGCUGACCUCGGGGCCAGGGGCUCGGCCUUGGGGCUGUGGGAGCAGUGCCAGAGCCAAGCUUGCCCAGGACUCCGGGUGACACACAGGCUGGCAUCAGCUCUCGGCAGCCGAGCCACUGUCCAUCCCGCAUGUGAUGCCACCGGGUUGCGCACAGACCAUACGGGCCAUUUCCUGCUGCGGUUACAAGGGGCACCGGGCAGCUGGGAGCCCCAAGGCGGCCAGGCUGAAUCCCGCAGACUUGAACACAGACCUCUCUUCCAAGUCCGCCAACUGCCUCUGCUCAGUUAAGUGCCACCGUGAAGUGCAGUAGUCCACCCUUAUCCAUGGGGAUCCACUCCAGGACCUCAGUGGAUGCCUGCAACCACAGUGCCAGACCCUAUACAUAACACUUCUUCCCAUACCUAUGAGAAGAUCUUACUUGGGCACAGUAAGAGAUUAGGACAAUUAGCAAGUAAUGAAAUCAUUGUGACAAUAAUAAAGGUUUCACACAUGUGGCCUCUCUCCAAAAGCACCCUACUGUGCUUUCACUUUUUCACCUAAAGGAAGCAUUUUCCAGUUUUUCUUUGGCAUAUCUGAAUUGCCAGGCCAGCAUCAUGACUCUUGCACUUGGAGGCCAUUUUUCAGUAAAAUAAGGUUCAUUUAACACAAGCCUUGAGAUACCAAGACAGUGGAUCUGAUGAGAGAGAUGGCACUAGGUGGCUAACAGGUGGAUGGCGCAUACAGCGUGGAUGCACUGGGCAAAGGGAUGAGGCUUGUCCCAGGUGAGACACAGCAGGAUGGCGUAAGAUUUCAUCAUGCUACUCAGGACAGUGUAAAAUUUAACUCCGGAAGCGCUUCUUUCUGGAAUUUUCCACUUAAUAUUUUUGGACCACAGUCAACCUGAAACUUCAGAGAACAAAAGCGUGGACAAGGGAGGACUGCUGUAAUGCUUCCAUGGUUUCCCAUUAGGUGCACUCGGAUUGGUGCUGAUUUUGUUGGUGCUCCUCUCCACCCUCUCUUGCUUCUCAAGAUACCAUUAUUCUAUGUUCACAGCCUUUGAAACAUAAGUCAUUUAGUGGCAUUUAACAUCGGGCAUCUGGGCCUUCAAAAAUAUAGCUCCAAAGAAAAACCA
This is a messenger RNA of Heterocephalus glaber (naked mole-rat), 3817 nucleotides long. RefSeq names its product lysyl oxidase like 2 (gene Loxl2). The record is from RefSeq and is a predicted model, not a curated record. Lineage: Eukaryota; Metazoa; Chordata; Mammalia; Rodentia; Bathyergidae. Gene Ontology annotation, molecular function: protein-lysine 6-oxidase activity; copper ion binding. Gene Ontology annotation, biological process: collagen fibril organization; peptidyl-lysine oxidation. Gene Ontology annotation, cellular component: membrane.